Messenger RNA from Corticium candelabrum, 1558 nucleotides. Its product is annotated as NADH dehydrogenase [ubiquinone] iron-sulfur protein 2, mitochondrial-like. The transcript has 11 exons. The record is from RefSeq and is a predicted model, not a curated record. Gene Ontology annotation, biological process: mitochondrial electron transport, NADH to ubiquinone. Bases 13 to 1068 code for a protein of 351 amino acids. Lineage: Eukaryota; Metazoa; Porifera; Homoscleromorpha; Homosclerophorida; Plakinidae. Gene Ontology annotation, molecular function: oxidoreductase activity, acting on the CH-OH group of donors, NAD or NADP as acceptor; oxidoreductase activity, acting on NAD(P)H.
AUUCUGUAGAAAAUGGCGGUCGCUUGUCGGAGAGCGUUUUCUCUCACCAAACUUUUCCAGAGUUGUAGACCAGGCCAGGCUUUGAGCGCGAGGUUCGCCUCUGCUCGUCAAUGGCAGCAAGACAAGGAAGAACUGGAGCCUCUAAAGUUACCCGGGCCACUCGCCGAGUACACAGGAAACGUUCUCUACCCGAACGAAGAAUCAGAAAAAUGGGAUAUCGACGAACCGGUGCCCGAUAAACCCGUUCAGAACUUUACAGUCAACUUCGGUCCUCAACAUCCAGCCGCUCACGGCGUCCUACGACUCGUCGCCGAGCUUUCAGGCGAGGUGGUGCAGAGGUGUGACCCGCACAUCGGGCUCCUACAUUGCGGCACAGAGAAGCUAAUCGAGUAUAAGACAUACAUGCAGGCGCUUCCGUAUUUCGACCGACUCGAUUACGUCUCCAUGAUGUGCAACGAGCAAGCCUUCUCAUUGGCCGUCGAGCGGCUCCUCAAUAUCGACAUCCCAGUGAGAGCCAAGUUUAUCCAAGUUCUGUUUGCCGAGAUUACUCGACUGCUCAACCACAUCAUGGCAGUCACCACGCAUGCGCUCGAUGUUGGUGCGAUGACUCCAUUUUUCUGGAUGUUUGAAGAGAGAGAAAAGGGAUUGAAUGUCGAUGAUGUGAACGUUCCAGUGAUUUGUGGCCAUUCAGGAGUGACAAUCAUUCCUCUACUUUCGCAGACGACCCCGUCUGUAUCCUUUAGUCAAGAUGAUAUUGAAAAGCUAACACAACGAAUACAAAAUGCUGGAACUGAAGUUGUCAACGCGAAAGCUGGAACAGGUUCAGCAACACUAAGUAUGGCAUAUGCAGGAGCUAGAUUUGUGUACUCACUGUUUGAGGCAAUGAAGGGCAAGGAUGUUGUAGAGUGUGCGUAUGUCAAGUCAGACGUGGCUGAUUCACCUUACUUUGCUACACCCAUUAGACUUGGACCAAAUGGAAUCGAAGAAAAUUUGGGGACAGAGAAAUUAUCAGACUACGAGCGGCAAAAACUACAAGAAUCGAUCACCAAACUACGAGAAGUAAGUUGAUGUGUUGUUGUGUUGUGUUGUGUUUUUGUUGUGUUGUUGUGUUGUAUUCUGUUGUUGUGUUGUAUUGUGUUGUGUUGUGUGUAUUGUAUUGUGUUGUUGUGUUGUGUUGUGUUGUUUUGUAGUGUGUUGUGUUGUUGUAUUGUUGUGUUGUGUUGUUGUGUUGUGUUUUUGUUGUGUUGUUGUGUUGUAUUAUGUUGUUGUGUUGUAUUGUGUUGUGUUGUGUGUAUUGUAUUGUGUUGUUGUGUUGUGUUGUGUUGUUUUGUAGUGUGUUGUGUUGUUGUAUUGUUGUGUUGUGUUGUUGUAUUGUGUUGUGUUUUUGUAUUGUUGUGUUGUGUUGUUGUAUUGUGUUGUGUUGUUUUGUUGUAUUGUGUUGUUGUGUUGUGUUAUUGUGUUGUAUUGUGUUGUUAUGUUGUGUUGUAUUGUGUUGUUGUGUUAUUGUGUUGUGUUGUUGUGUUGUAUUGUGUUGUUGUGUUAUUUUGUUGUGUUGUUG